Molecule: messenger RNA, 2550 nt
Organism: Brassica napus (rape)
Lineage: Eukaryota; Viridiplantae; Streptophyta; Magnoliopsida; Brassicales; Brassicaceae
Product: L-ascorbate oxidase homolog
Exons: 8
Coding region: 909-2528 (539 amino acids)
Molecular function (GO): oxidoreductase activity; copper ion binding
Source: RefSeq, a predicted model, not a curated record
AACAAGUUGGUUUAUGUUUCAGUUGUGCACUAUCUUAGAUUUCAUCACACUUCUAAUAUGAGAUUUAUAACACAGUCAUUUAAUAUAAUGGUUGUUUAUAUUUAAAAUAUGUAGUGAUUGUUAAAAUUUUCAAAUUAUAUGGUUAUAUUGGUUAUUAUUAGAUUCUAACAAUUUUACUAAAAUUAAGUGUUAUUGGUUUGGUUACAUAUAAAAUCUACUGCUAUUCAAAAAAAAAAUUGGUGUUAUUGGCACUUGAAUUCUUUACAAUUUAACACAUAAACAAAACUUUCAAAAUAUUGUAUAGAUCCUCAAAAUUAUUAAAAUCAUUAAAAUAUAAUAGUUUCACAUACUUUUUUAAAUAUGAAAACUCUUUAAAACUUCCAAAAUUUUAACAAAUCUUUUGAUUUUUUUUUUUAAAAUCAACCAAUUCUACCUAAAUUCAAUUCCUGCUAAUAACCCCUUUCUCUAAAAUCGAAAGUAAUUUCAUUUUAGACAAGUAAUACAUUUUUUUGACAAGUAAUACAUUUGGUACUACAAAACCGUAAAAACCUUUUAAAAAAAAGACACCUGUAAAAAAAACCUUGCCCAAAAAUGAAAAAGGCAGCAGUAUUCUCUUGCUAUCGGUUACAUCUUCAUAACUCCAAAUAAAAAUCCACUGAAAAUAUUUUAUCAAAAUAAGAAAAGUUUGCGGCCAAUUGCAUGAAGUACGGCGCAAAAGAGCAGUGUCACCUUUGUGUAACAUAUGCAUGCAUGGGGAUCCACGUCCACUCUGUCGAUAUGAACUUACUUCCUCACAUCCCUCGACUCCAUUACUCAAUUAGUCAUUUGUAUUUAAGAUUAACCCUUGGUGAGAUCUCAAUAACAGUCUUCACCCUCUCUUGAUCUCAAAGCACACAUAAUUUAAGAAAAUGAUGCAGGGAAAUCUCCUGAUACUAGUGUUCUUAUUGGCUUAUUGCUUCGGCUCUGUUUGUGUGAUAAACGCAGAGGACCCUUAUCGUUUCUUCACGUGGACUGUUACUUAUGGAACAAGAUCUCCUUUAGGUGUUCCACAACAGGUUAUUCUUAUCAAUGGCCAGUUUCCUGGUCCUCCAAUUGAAGGUGUAACAAACGAUAACAUCCUUGUUAAUCUAAUUAACAAGAUCGAUGAACCUUUACUCAUCACCUGGAACGGAAUAAAACAGAGGAGGAUGUCAUGGCAAGACGGAGUUUUGGGCACAAGCUGCCCAAUCCAACCAAACUCGAAUUGGACUUACCAUUUCCAGCUUAAGGACCAAAUCGGAACUUAUACGUACUUUGCUUCUACGUCGAUGCACAGAGCAAGUGGUGCUUUUGGUGCACUCAAUGUUAACCAGAGAUCAGUCAUCUUUGUUCCUUACCAUAAACCUGAUGGUGAUUUCACUCUCCUCGUCAGUGAUUGGUACAAGAUGGGCCAUAAGGCGCUACGAAAGAGGCUCGACUCUGGUCGUGCUCUUCCUCUCCCGGAUGGUCUUCUGAUAAAUGGUGCUUCUAAAGGUUUAGCCUUUACCGGUGAACAUGGCAAAUUUUACAGGUUUCGGAUAUCUAAUGUUGGGAUAUCGACAUCGAUUAACUUUAGGAUACAAGGACACAUGAUGACUCUCGUCGAAGUAGAAGGCUCUCACACUCUGGAAGAGGUCUAUGAGUUGCUUGAUGUACAUGUUGGUCAGUCCUUGACCGUUCUGGUCACAUUGAAAGCUCCAGUGAAAGACUAUUUCAUAGUGGCUUCAACCCGGUUUACCAAACCGGUACUGACCACCACAGCUAUCCUACAUUACAAAGGUUCAAAAACCAGACCAUCUCGCCCCCUCCCCAUUGGUCCUACUUACCAUAUCCACUGGUCAAUGAAACAAGCAAGAACUAUCAGGUUAAAUUUGACGGCUAAUGCAGCAAGGCCUAACCCACAGGGAGCGUUUCACUAUGGUACCAUACCGAUAAGUCAAACUUUGGUUCUAGCUAACGCGAGAACAAAGAUCAACGGGAAACUCCGGUACACAGUGAACCGUGUGUCAUACGUUAACCCAACAACUCCAUUAAAAUUAGCCGACUGGUACAAUAUUCCUGGAGUGUUCGAUUUCAAGACCAUUAAGAACAUUCCUACACCAGGGCCAUCUAUUCUCGGAACCUCGGUUUUAGACUUUGCUCUUCAUGAAUAUGUUGAGUUCGUGUUCCAGAACAACGAGAGAUCGAUCCAGUCUUGGCACAUUGAUGGCACGAAUGCUUAUGUUGUUGGAUACGGGACAGGCACAUGGAACGUGGCCAUGAGGAAACGUUACAAUUACGUUGAUGCGGUUUCAAGGCAUACUUUUCAGGUAUAUCCAAUGUCGUGGACGAGCGUACUGGCAUCAUUGGACAACAAGGGAAUGUGGAAUGUGAGGUCACAAAUAUGGUCAAGGAGAUAUUUAGGACAAGAACUCUAUGUUCGUGUCUGGAACAACGAGAGAUCUCUCUACACUGAAGCCGAACCGCCUGUUAACGCUCUCUAUUGUGGAAAAGCCAAACGUCCCGUUUGAUUUAAAUAAAUUUAUUGUUUUU